Messenger RNA from Cercospora beticola, 968 nucleotides. Its product is annotated as SDR family NAD(P)-dependent oxidoreductase. The record is from RefSeq and is a predicted model, not a curated record. Lineage: Eukaryota; Fungi; Ascomycota; Dothideomycetes; Mycosphaerellales; Mycosphaerellaceae.
GGAGAUGGCCAUCAGCCUGACUCGAUGCGGUAGAGUUGUGUUGGUGAAGAUGUCCGUCUUCUGGAUGAUGAGUGUUGGCAGCAAGACCAAACAGAUUUGAGACACCCGAGCUCACAAUGUCAGACAUCAGUAUUGACGGCUUCUUCUCGCUCGAUGGCAAGGUUGCGAUAGUGACUGGAGGGUCACGAGGGCUCGGACUACAUACAGCAACUGCCUUCCUCUUGGCUGGAGCAAAGACUGUCUUCAUCAGUGCCCGCAAAGCUGGUGGCGAGCAAGGAAUCGACCAGGCAGUCGAUAAGCUGAAUAAGCUAUGCUCAAGCAAAAAUCUCAAGGGCCGAGCCAUAGGACUUCCAGCCAACGUUGCACAAGAAGAAGACAUUAAGCGUCUUGUCAAAGAAGUGCAGAAGCAUGAGUCGAAGCUCGAUAUCCUGGUAGCCAACGCAGGCGCGACCUGGGGCGGACCUUUCGAACCGACUCCAGACUGGUCGAGCCAGAAAAUUCUGGACCUCAAUGUUCGAGGUGUAUUCAACCUCGCCCGUUUAUUCGCUCCGAUGCUCGCAGCAGCGGGCAAACCAGAAGACCCUUCACGCAUCGUGAUUAUGUCCUCAGUAGCCGGAACGAAUGUCUCUCAUGUUGGAGAUAACGGAACUAUCAUGUACUCCGCUUCCAAAGCUGCAGCUCACCACCUUGGGCGGAAUAUGGCAGUCGAGCUGGGUCCUAGGAACAUAACAGUCAACACUGUAGCGCCAGGCUUCUUCCCCUCGAAACUAGCAAGCGGCUUGAUCGAAAUUCUCGGUGGUGAAGAGGAGCUUUCGAGAUCGAAUCCAAGGAAGCGCCUAGGAGAGCCAAGCGAUAUUGCUGGAGUCAUGUUGUUUCUUUGCUCAAAAGCAGCCAACUAUGUCAACGGCGAGUAUAUAAGUGUUGAUGGCGGAGCAAGACUGGGCUCCGGUCGUUUGACGAAGCUAUAA